CCAUAUAAACGAUCAGCGGCAGCGGCCCUUGCAGUCACUGCUGGUUCCACUUCUCAUUCCUCCACCUUCCAUCUACCCAUGUCUGCAGCUGCUGUUCCACGUUCAGGCUGGUGCUGUACACGUCCAGGUUGCCAGGUUGCUGCCCUUCCUUCGCCGGGUUGAGGCUCGUCGUCCUCUCCGUGGUGGGCGUCGUGAGACUAGGGUUGUAUUCUCCAUGCUUGCGUCGCCGCUGACGCUACGGUGGAGUAGUUCGGUGUGAGUCUGGUUGUGUGCUGCAGCUAGUUCAAACCAGCUGAAAUAGCUGAAUCAGUAGCAUCGGAGGUAUUCCAUUUUAUCUCACGCAACUGUACAUAGCUCUUCACUGGACCAGUGCCUUCGGAUCCACCUGUUUUUAAUUUUUGGUUCGGGUGAUACAUAAAAACCGGGAGUUUGAGCUCAUCAGAGGGCCAUGGCGCCAGAAGCUCCAAAUGGAGAUGCUCUCACUAGAGUGAUGGGUCCAUCAGAAGAAAACUGGACCAAGGCCACAGCACUAGGAACUGGAAUAGCUGUGAUGACUAUUGCGAUGCGGCGUUUGGUGGAGUCGCACCAUGUUGCUCAAGCAUGUCGUGAGGUCAUGUAUCAGCACGCAAUGCUGAGGGCCCAGGCAGUCGAAAACGCAAAGGGAAAGCUCGCGAUUCUCGUGAAGAAUGACUCGGUCGCACCUUGUCUAGAGAUUUGCCCUUGGCCUCAGACUUCCUCCAGCUGUGAAGCGGGUGAUGUAACCAUUGAGGGUGACGAUGAUGGUCUCGCUGACGCUGUCAACAAAGUGGUUCGCGAUGAGCUCAAUAUCCCUUUCGUGAACUCUGAAAACAACCCUAGUCCUCCUUUGGACUUUUUUCAAGUUCACAUGUACACCGAGACAUCCCGUUCACAUACCAUUAUAGUGUUGCGGUUCCACAGUGGAGGUCUUGACAGGCCAUCUGCUUACAUAGCUUCGCGUCAAUUCUUGACCGCACUGAAUGCCAUUGUUGAUGGUCAAACGGUUGGUCUUCCACUAAAUCACGGCAAGGAUGCUAUCUUGCCGACAAUUGAAGAACUGGUGCCGAAGGGAAAAUCGUCCAAGAACAUUUUCCAGAAAGGUUUCGACACAGUGGGCUACGCCUUGAGUGCGAACAAGUACACUCUCCUGCCAUUCCAGCCUAGCUUUGGCGAGCAGAAGAAGGAAAAGUUCAAGUCCGAUAUCUUGACAUACUCCCUCGGUACAGUAGAAACUGCGAGACUUCUCGAAGCAUGCAAAAAGGAGAAGACAACUCUGGCAGCAGCACUGGGCGCAGCCUUUUUGAAGACAGCAGCGAACGUGAAAGAGCUCAAGGACAAGAAAAAGGACGAAUUCUCCUUCACAAGUUUGGUAGAUUGUCGGAAGUACUUCGAGCCAAGUCUUUCCGCCGAUACAAUAGGCAACUUUGUGGCUGGUGUUCCUCAAGGUCAACAGGUAAAAGAAGGGGUCUCUUUUUGGGACCUAGCGCGAAGCGUGUCAGCUUCCACUGCCAAAGAGCUGUCUAAGAGCAAACAGUUUUCGGAGAUCCCUGUUCUUAACAUGCUCUUCUCUCAGGUGCUGAAGCAUCCCAAUUUGACUCCGCAAUCGUCCAUGCGAACUGCACUAUUCUCCUUGUUUGUGGACGAAGCUCCGUUGCAACUUUACAAGGAGUACCAGAGAUUGCAGGUGGCUGCGGUGGCUGGACCAUUCCCCUCAAUGCACGGAGUUGGUCCUUGCUUUGCAGUCAGCGAGGCCUUCUGCGAGGGCAACAACCUUUCCAUCUCUCUUAUAUACCCUCAACCUGUGUAUACUCGCUCACAAAUGCAAGCUUACGGCGCUUCGGCUAUGGAGCUCUUGAACACCGCUUCUCUGGACAGUUGAAUGCAACAUAUCCUGAUACCAAAUCAACGACGUUGAGUGCGGUCAGCAUGCGAUUAAUCCCUGGUCACCAAUGGAUUAAUUCCUGUCCUGGUUGCCGCAAAGCUGAUCAGUUUACCAAUUCCUUCGGAACAGAGAGUAUAUGGUUAUGUGGAUCGAGUCUAGAUUAUAGAUAGUGCAUACAGUCUCUAAACCUGUGGAUACACAUAAUUUUGUUAUUGCUAAACAAUUUGCACAUUCUUGGUGGUGAGGACCGUAGUCCCCCGCCCACACCAUCCGUCUAAUAUUCAUUGCUUUGAAGCAUUUUUCAUUUCAGAAGAUUCUUCUCUUCUGCUCAAAUUAAUUGCAAAGGCUGAUUCUCUUCCCGA
Molecule: messenger RNA, 2262 nt
Organism: Physcomitrium patens
Lineage: Eukaryota; Viridiplantae; Streptophyta; Bryopsida; Funariales; Funariaceae
Source: RefSeq, a predicted model, not a curated record